Molecule: messenger RNA, 7695 nt
Organism: Trichechus manatus latirostris (Florida manatee)
Lineage: Eukaryota; Metazoa; Chordata; Mammalia; Sirenia; Trichechidae
Gene: RPS6KC1
Product: ribosomal protein S6 kinase C1
Exons: 16
Coding region: 19-3168 (1049 amino acids)
Biological process (GO): protein phosphorylation
Cellular component (GO): early endosome
Molecular function (GO): protein kinase activity; phosphatidylinositol binding; ATP binding
Source: RefSeq, a predicted model, not a curated record
CUGACUUUUUCCCAUUUGAUGGACUUUGGGACCUCGUUGAAGAUCAGGAGUGGAUCACCUGAAGAAAAUCCAAAAUGUACAAAUAUGCAAAGCAAAGUUGUUUCACGAAGAAAUCCAGAGGAUGUCCAGGAGAUAAUCGUAUGGAAGAGAUACAGUGACUUUAAGAAACUGCACAAAGAACUCUGGCAAAUUCACAAGAACUUAUUCCGACAUUCAGAAUUGUUUCCUCCGUUUGCCAAGGGAAUAGUGUUUGGACGAUUUGAUGAAAGUGUAAUUGAGGAGAGAAGACAGUGUGCUGAAGAUCUGCUCCAGUUCUCUGCAAACAUUCCGGCUCUUUAUAACAGCAAACAGCUGGAAGAUUUUUUCAAGGGUGGAAUAAUUAAUGAUUGUUCUGAAUUGAUUGGUCCUGCAGAAGCCUAUUCGGAUUCCCACCCUGAUAGCUUUGCUACAUGUAGUACAGAAGACUUCUCCAGUGACAGCGAUCUGGUGUCUCUCACUGUUGAUGUGGAUUCUCUUGCUGAGUUAGAUGAUGGAAUGGCUUCCAAUCCAAAUUCUCCCGUUAGAACUUUCGGCCUCAGCCUUUCUUCAGAUUCUUCAGCACUAGGGGCUGCAGCUUCCGACAGUGAACAGAACAAAACAGAAGAAGAACGGGAAAGCCGUAGCCUCUUUCCUGGCAGUUUAAAACACAAACUUGGCAAGAGAGAUUAUUUGGAGAAAGCAGGAGAAUUAAUAAAGCUGGCUUUAAAAAAGGAAGAAGAAGAAGACUAUGAAGCUGCCUCUGAUUUUUAUAGGAAGGGAGUUGAUUUACUCCUAGAAGGUGUUCAAGGAGAGUCGAGCCCUACCCGUCGAGAAGCUGUGAAGAGAAGAACAGCUGAGUAUCUCAUGCGGGCAGAGAGUAUCUCCAGCCUUUACAGAAAACCUCAACUCGACGAUUCAUCACAGCCUCCAGGAUCACUAAGUUCAAGGCCCCCUUGGAACCUAAGGAGCCCUGCCGAGGAGCUGAAGGCCUUCAGAGUCCUUGGGGUGAUUGACAAGGUUUUACUUGUAAUGGACACGAGGACAGAGCAGACAUUCAUUUUAAAAGGUCUAAGGAGAAGCAGUGAGUACCGCGGGAACAGAAAGACCAUCAUCCCCCGCUGUGUGCCCAACAUGGUCUGUCUGCACAAGUACAUCAUCUCUGACGAGUCCGUAUUUCUUGUGCUGCAGCAUGUGGAAGGUGGCAAACUCUGGUCCUAUAUCAGCAAGUUUCUGAACAGGAGUCCUGAAGGAAGCCUGGACAUCCAGGACGGGAAAAAGUCCACCCUUAGUCAAGUUCACCUGCAGCAGCCAGCUUCCAGCCCUCAGGACAGCAGUAGUUUUGAAUCCAGAGGGAGUGAUGGUGGAAGCAUGCUUCAAGUCCUGCCUCUGAAGACUAGUCUUACUCCCAGCUCUCAAGAAGAUAGCACUCAGGAGGAUGCUGGCCAGGACAGCUCUCCAGAGUGGCCAGACUCUGGUUCCAGUUCAGAAGAAGAAUGUACUACUAGCUAUCUAACACUAUGCAAUGAAUAUGGGCAAGAGAAGAUUGAGCCGGGGUCUUUAAACGAGGAGCCCUGUGUGAAGACAGAAGAUGUCAAAGCUAUUCAGCGCUUCCCAGCACCCCUUCCUGCUGACCCCGCCAGCCGCAGCACACAGCUGAAGUUCUUCCCUGAAGAUGAUAACCCAGAAGCAGUUAGCUCUCCAAAAACAUCCGAUUCCCUCAGUCGAUCUAGAAGCAGCCCCAUGGAAUUCUUUAGGAUAGAUAGUAAGGAUAGCACUAGUGAACCCCUGGGAGGUGAUUUUGGAGAAAAAUUGUAUAGCCUAAAAUCAGAACCUUUGAAACCAUUCUUCUCUCUUCCCUAUGGAGAGAGUGCUUCCAGGAGUUUGAAUACUGGUGAGGGCAAGGCAGAGCUGAAAGCCCACGACACCAUCAGCCGGGGCUCAAAUGACUCAGUCCCAGUGAUUUCUUUUAAAGAUGCUGCUUUUGAUGAUGUCAGUGGUACUGAAGAGGGAAGGCCCGAUCUUCUUGUAAAUCUUCCUGGUGAACUGGAGCCAACAAAAGAAGCUGCCGCAAUGGGACCUACUAGUUUUGCACAGGCUAAUAUAGGCCUUAUGGAAAGUAAGCUGUUGGAAGCCCCCGAUGUUUUAUGCCUCAGACUUAGUGCCGAACAAUGCCAGCCACACGGAGAAAAAGGCACAGAGGAACUGAGUGAUCCCCAAAGGCCCAAAUCCCACAGUGUAACAGAGAAACACUACGCACAGGAGGAUCUUGGGAUGUUUUUUGUAGCAGCUGUGGAUCACGGUUGUCCGGGAGACAUGCCUUUGUUACCCAGCCCAGAUCCUAAGUUUCAAGGACUCCGAGUGAUUGGGUCAGCACUAACUUCAAACAGCACAGAAGAAAGCUUAUUCCGUCUUUCUAACCCGCUCUCAGGUGCUAAUAAAUAUAAUUCAGAAGAAGUGUUGCUGUUUACAGAUCAGGCUGAUGAUUUGACUAAGGAGGAGCCCACUUCUGUAUUCCAGAGAGACUCUGAGACCAAGGGAGAGAGUGGGGUAGCCCUAGAAGAAGACAAGGAAAUACAUCAGAUUUUUGAGGACCUUGAUAAAAAAUUAGCACUAAGCUCCAGGUUUUACAUCCCCGAGGACUGCAUUCAAAGAUGGGCAGCUGAAAUGGUGGUAGCUCUUGAUGCUUUACAUAGAGAGGGAAUUGUGUGCCGCGAUUUGAACCCAAACAACAUCUUAUUGAAUGAUAGAGGACACAUUCAGCUAACGUAUUUUAGCAGGUGGAGUGAGGUUGAAGAUUCCUGUGACAGCACUGCCAUGGAGAGAAUGUACUGUGCCCCAGAGGUGGGAGCAAUCACGGAAGAAACUGAAGCCUGCGAUUGGUGGAGUCUGGGGGCCGUCCUCUUUGAACUUCUCACCGGAAAGACUCUAGUCGAGUGCCAUCCAGCAGGAAUAAACACUCACACUAUCCUGAACAUGCCAGGAAGCAUCUCUGAAGAGGCUCGCUCGCUCAUUCAACAGCUGAAGGGCUGCAACAACACCAGGUUGGGGAACAGGUCACCAGAUCACAGCUCAAUCAAGAUGACGUCACUCCCUGGAACUGCAGUUCAGCUCUCCGACAGACGGCCUCAUGACAGGAACUGGUGCAGGUGAGACCUAAGAGUGGCUUCCUGUGAGGAUGAGUAGGAAGUGUGCGAACACUUAGUGCUGGCCGUUAGAGAGCUUCCUUCCAGAAGUGCCCUGUGACAUGAGAGCAGGACUCCAAGCUAAGGUGAAGCUCCCUGCCUACCACAUGACUGGGUAGUGUCAACAGAUGGUUGCUUUGUCAGUCUGCUGAACAAUUCCAGUGCUUCACUUUCUCCCACUGUCAUUCUGUUUGUCUGAUUGGAACUUGUGCUUAAUGUAAAUACAUCAUUCCUAAUCACGGUUGACGUGAGUUAUUUUAGUAAUAAACACACAGGUUGAGUGGCUUUGGGCUCAUGAGCCCGAGUCUGUUUUUAUUUGGUGAUGUGCUAGUAUUUUAAGCUCUGAUACUGUGGGUGAUCCUAGUCUUGCUCUUUUUUGUUGUUUUUGUUUAUGUUUGUUUCGUUUUGUUUUUAGCAAGAGUGCGGAAUGUGGGUCAAAAAUUAUGAAAGAAAAUCACUACUUAGUAUUUCUCAUUCAAUUUUAUGUUUUAUUUCUAUAUGAAAUUAAAAAUGUCAUUGAUUAUUAUUUUACUAUGCUCUUUAUAGAAGGGCUUUUCCAAACAAGUUACCAAUAACAUGAUGAUGUCAUGCCACUUAUCUUAGGAUAAGUUAUGAAAAUUUGACAUUUCUAUAUCACACAUGGGUAAGUUAAGCUUCCUAAGUGUUAAAAAAAUGCCAUCAUUUUAGCAAUUUGCUUUAACAAUGACACAAGUUAAUGCUAUGUAAGACAUGAAUAUUUUCAGCUUAAUUGCUAUGAUAACUGAAUUCCUAAUAAUGUAUUUAAACUUGUCUUAAACUCUUUUAAACAGCUACCAUUCAUGUUGUAUUGACCCCUAAGCCUUUCCUGUCCUGUUUCAGAGUUGCUGUGAACCAGGAUUGAGGUUUACUUUGACAUAAUGCAUGCACUGAAGAGUAUAACAUUUGUAAAUAAUACUCAUGGUACGACCAGUAAGACUAUAUUAUGGCCUGACACAUAAUAGGCUUUGGUGAGAUUCACUUGCCUUUAAGUUAUGAAUUCAGAUAGAAAGAAGUCUGAUUAAAGUGCUAGAAGGUUCUUUGCUUCCCAAGAGCCCCCUAGAGUAUCGUUAUUGGACUCGCUUAGGGAUUAUUUUAUAGUGAAGGCCAAGGCAUGAGAUGGAUCAUCUUUCUUCUUAGAGAAGCUGGAUCUAACCUCUGGCAUAUCUAAAUGCCCUGGAUUAUGAAGCCUGCUAUUUCCAGCUCUUUCUCUGAGGAUUGUAGGAUAUAAUGGAAAGUCUUGGCUUGCUCUCCUGGUCCUGUCUCUGACUAGCUAGCCUGGUAACCUUGAUCAAUAACAAUAUUCUAGACCUGUUCCCACAUCUGAGGAAUAAAAGGGGAGGUGAGUUCUAAGAUUCCAUCUAGCUCUACAAGCAUAUGAUGGAUUUUCUAUUUUCAGAGUGAAUUAAUUUGAUAAACUAACUUUGUAGGGAAAGAAAAGGUUAAUGAAACUCUUAAAUGGGUACUUAACUCUUUUGGUGUAAUUCUUUUUCUAGUAAUUCCAGGUACUUGGGUUCCUGCCAUAUACCCUUAGUGGUUACGUGGCUGUAGAAAUUAUAAAUAGAAUGAAAUAUGGAAAGGUUUCUCAGCAGCUGUCCACUGAAAAGGGAGAGUUGAAGGUCAGAGAGAAGUGCGCAGAGGUGAAAGGUUAGGAGACACCUGCAGUUGCCCACUUCUUAGACCUUUCUCAGUGACCAUGAUAGUGUCUCCUCCCCUGUCGCCCUCAUCUAUCACAUUCUAUGAGUUUACCUGACUCAGCCCUUUGGCAGGCAAAUCAGAGUACAAAAUUGAUACUUUCUGUUCCUACUUAAAGCAGAGCAUUAACCUCUACCAGUCUAGGUAAUUUGGAUUUUUGAGUAUUUGAUGAUUACUCAGCUCAUUUUAAGGAUUUCAUGUUAAGCCCUCGUGUUGAAGGGUUACUGAAUGGCAAAAGCUGUGAAGUCAGCUAUUUCUAAAUAAAGUUGUAAACAUAAUAGCAUUAGGGGAAUGGGAAGCAAAGUACUGUAGGUUUUUGUGACUUGGCAUUACUUGUUCUUUCAAGGAAAAUGAAUAGGAAACCAGGGAACGAGCUUCUUUUUGGUAAGAUUUACGAUAGUGGUGUCGGGUUGUCAGAUGGUACAGCCUCAUAUUUUUGGAUCACUUUUGACCUGAGAUCUGUCCCUAUCCCAUGACUUCUUCCCUUGAUCCAGGUAUCUCGUCUCAGGGAGAAAUAGAGGCAGAGAGAAUUUGUGGAGGCUUAAGAGACAAAGUAACCUGAGGGGGGUUGUCCAGAUGAAAUGAAGCAGAGCUCUCAGGAGGUGUGUUGGUCCAGGUAUCUGGAGCAAUACAGCCUUCUUUGUUGAGCUGGAUUUAAAGUGCAAAUUCUUUGUUCUUCCCUUAGGAAGAGUUGGGCAGAAAUUGAAACUUCCUACCAUCCCAGAAAAGAGGUGGCUGAACUGCCUUUUAGGAAAGGAUUAAGUGACACACUUAUCUAGAGUCAGUUUCGUCUUCGUCUCCUUGCUGAAGACAAGUGGUAUGGCUGGUCCUAAAGGCAGAGGCCAUGGGCGUCGGUAAAGGGCUGCUGGGAUUUCUCGGGGGCACGGUUACCUCUUAUCGAAUGUAGUGAGGAGCAGUGACAAAUGAACCAGCUUUGGGCUCACACAGGGUUGCUGGCAUCCUGCUCUUGUAAAUCUCAAGUCAAAAAUUGUCGUAUCAAAAAGUUAACUCUUCUAGGAAUGUUGAUUAAAUUCCUCCCAAAGUUUGGGCAUUGGGUAGCGUUAGGUAUCCACAAGGCAAAGGUUUGACUAGCCCCACCAAAAGAGGCAAACGUUAAAGGCAUUUGAGCAGUUUCAGUGCCAAAAUAAUGGCUGUAAUGUGAAGUUGCCCUUAUCAUAUUGGAGAUGUAUACGUUUGUCAUCAUGUUGUUGGGUGCUGUUGAGUUGAUUCUGACUCGUAGCGACCCCACGUGACAGAGGAGAACUGCCCAACAGCAUUUAUGGAAGUAGAUUGCCAGGUCUUUUCUCCUGUGGAGCUGCUGGUUCCUCUAACCACCAACCUUUCGGUUAGCAGAUGAGCACUUAACCAUUGUGUGACCAGGGCUCCUUUAUAUAAAUAUAGAUGAUUCAGUAGGACAUAGAAAACAAUGAAGAAGAAAAGGAGGUAGUGCUGGCAAAACAUUAAUAAAAAAAAAAUCUGUACAUGGUUCUAGAAAGAAAAUGUUUUAGAUAGUUGAAGGAGCUGCCUUUAGCAAAAAGGUUCUGGUUGACUGAGAAAAUGUCAUUAAAACUGAGCUUUUCUCUCACCUUCUGCCCACUCCUUUCUCUUUUUCUAUUCUUCUCUUUCCACCUGUCUUCACUUCCUCUUCACCGCCUCCCACCCCCAUUUUGGACUUCUCUGGUCACUAAGCAAAAGACUUGGUACGUGCCUUCAAGGGCCUUCUAAAGCUCAGAGGAAGAAAGAAGCAUAGAUAGUAAGUAGGGCAGAGUGUGGCCAGCGUUAAUAGUAAGUAGGACAGAGUAUGGUGGACGUUAAUAAAGUACAGGAGUGUGGUGAGCUUGCAAGGGGAGGUCUGAGGAGCUUCAGGGAUGCUUCCUGGAUUGCAGCAGUAUCUUGAAGUUUGAGUAAUUUUUUAAAUAUAAGGUUUUUAAAAAUUAUGUUUUAUUUUUUUAAGGUUUUGUUUGUGGAGAAGGAAAGUAUUCGGGGGAAGAGACUGUGUAUGAUAGUAUAGAAAUGCUUGGCCAGUGUGUUGGGUGCAUGAAUUGGAAAGGUCACCUGGGGCCAGGUUACAUGCCAGGGAAGAUGUUCGGACUUUAUUCUCUAGGUUGUGGGAAACUAGUGAAGGUUCGUAGAGACGUGGCAUUAUAACCUGCUUUUACAAAGAUAAUUUUAGGCGUAGAAUGGAGACUUAAUUGGAGAAAGAGAGAUGGUAGAGGCAGGGAGAGCAGCUAGGAGCUGUUGCAGAAAUUGAGACUAGAUAAAGUCGUGAGCUAAGGUGGCAGGAUAUGAAAGGGGGGGGGUAUGUAAUCAGACUCUAUUCUGUGUCUCUCAAAACGUACCCAGUAUAGUUUCCCUAUCAAAUAAUUGCUUUCUUUUUUUCUUGAACCAGUACGUAUGAGGAGAUGAUGGAUUUUUUGUUUGUAAAAUCACCCCCAAGGAAUCACCAGAGAGACAAACCAGGAAAGUGUAUACACCCCCGCGCCCCGGAUGAUAGUUACUAUUCAGAGCUUCACACCCCUGGGCCCCAGCUCUCUUUCUUCCAUUAUUUUGUGGCGCUCCUUCCCACUUCUUGCUUUUAUACGCUUGGUUUGCUUUCUCUUUGGACAGUGUUGUGAUCUCUUUGAAGGCAGUGCAUCCGGCUAGGUGGUUUCUUUUGUACCAGACCUCUGGUGUACAUUUAGCUUAGCUCAGUGGUUCCCAAAAAGUGGCCCCCAAUCUGGGUCAAGGGAAUAGGAGUGAUCUUUACUCUUUUGAAAACUUUUACGUUUGAAUUAUUUCCAAAUAA